AUGAUGGCUGGGGCUUUCAAUCACACCCCGGCCCCGGGGGGUGGUCCAAUUGGGGCCAUUGGGGUGUGGGUAGGACUCACCUCGGUCAAUCAGACGGCAUUGUGCGGCCACCAAGGCUGGCAUUUUUGGGACCCGGUCCAUCAGAGUCUGGGCGCCUGCUUCACCCGCCUGGUCUUCAUCUGUCCUAUGCACUUGCUUCUGGCCGUGUUCUCGGCCUAUUAUGUGGGCUAUCGAGUCCGAAACCUGGGUGGGCGGGCCUCGCGGUUGGCCCGCCUGUGUUUGUGGGCCCGCGUGGUAGCGGCCUUGGCUUUGGCGCUCACGCCCUUCGUGGGUUAUGUCCUACUUUGGGGCGUGGAUGGCGAUCCGUUGGCCCAGACGGGAUGGUCGCAGAUCGUGCAGACCGCCCUGAAAACUUUGGCGUGGCUGGCCCAUCUCUUGUACACUCUGGCCCUUUUUAACCGCAUUGGUUGGUCGGUUCGAGGCCAUCGCAGCCUGCUCCUGAUCUUCUCGUUGUGUGCCAUGGUGGAUUUGAUCCAGUAUCAUAGCCUAUUUACCGCCUACCCGCCGGGUCAGAGCCGCCAAUCCAACGUCAUCUUCAGCUCGGCUUUGAUCGAGCUCAUCGGGCUGAUCGUGUAUUUUGUGUCGCUAUUGCCCGGACCUUGGGCCCAGGAUCCGACCCAGCCCAUGUUGCUGCCGGCCGAUGAGUUGGAAGAUCCCCAAUAUCGACACGUGCGCCACGCUCAAUAUUUGGGUGUGGCCAAGGAACACACGCAUUGGUUGUCCCGCGUCUCCCUCCAGUGGGUACAUCCUCUUAUCCGAAAGGGUCAACGCGGUCAGCUUCGCACGGCCGAAGACGUGUUUAAUGUCCCUAUUGACAUGUCCACCCCGGUGAGUAGUCAGCGAUUCCAAAUGACGCUGAACGAGCUCAAGUCGCCGCAUGGCGAAGUGGGCCUGUUUCGGGCUCUUUUCAAGUCGUUUGCCUUGCGAUUUUUUACCAUCGGGAUCUUGAAGUUCGUGGCCGAUUGCGCCGGGUUUGCCAGCCCCAUUUUGCUCAAUCGGUUGGUCUCGUUUAUGGAGGACGCGGACGAGGAUAUUCGAUGGGGUUACUUGUAUGCGGGUGGACUGACCGUGUCCACUUUCGUAGUAGCCAUGUGUAACACGCAUUUCAACAUGUUCAUGAGUGAGCUGGGUCUGAAGAUCCGGGCCUCCAUCAUCACGGCUGUUUAUCAACAUACUUUGAACGUGACUUCAGCUAACCUGAGUCGAUUCAGUAUGGGCGAGGUGAUCAACUUCAUGAGUACGGACACGGAUCGAAUUGUGAACUUCUCUCCCAGCUUACAUGCGGCCUGGAGUUUGCCCUUCCAGUUUACCAUCACGAUGGUUUUGCUGUAUCAGCAAGUUGGCUUGGCAUCCCUCGCGGGUGUGGGUUUCACGUUGCUGAUGAUCCCCUUGAACAAAGUGAUAGCGGACACCAUUGGCCGUCUCAGCACUAAAAUGAUGACGGCCAAGGAUCAGCGGGUCAAAACCAUGUCGGAAGUGCUCUCUGGCAUUCGCGUUAUCAAAUUUUUCACAUGGGAAGGCUUCUUCACGGGUCGGGUCACUGACCAUCGAAAAGACGAGCUAAAACACUUAAAAGGGCGCAAGUACUUGGAUGCCGUGUGCGUCUACUUAUGGGCCACCACUCCCGUCAUCAUUUCCGUGUUGACCUUCACCACGUACGUCCUCAUGGGCAACCGUCUGACGGCAGCCAAGGUGUUCACUUCGGUCGCGUUAUUUGCCAUGCUCACUGGACCUUUAAACGCUUUUCCGUGGGUUCUCAAUGGCGUUAUAGAGGCCACAGUCUCAAUCAAGCGAAUCAGUGCCUAUUUGGGACUGCCAGAGAUCGAUCGGAACGCCUACUUUUCAGCAGCCACCGAUGAAGUGGAGGAAGAAUUGAUCUCGGAAACGGAUGUGUCCAUAACCCGAGCGGAUUUUGACAUUUCCACCAUUUCGACCUCGGAGUUCAAUUUCAAAUUAAAAGGCAUGGAUCUUCGGGUCAACAAGGGAGAAUUUGUUGGCAUUGUGGGCAGGGUUGGGAGUGGAAAGAGCACUCUACUCACGGCUUUAUUGGGCGAAUUGUCGCGAACUCGAGGCAGCAUAUUUGUCAGAGAUGCCCGUGAAGGGAUAGCGUAUGUCCAGCAAGAGCCUUGGCUACAACAGGGCACCGUUCGCGAGAAUAUCCUUUUCGGCAAGUCUUUCGAUCUGAAAUGGUACCAAAAAGUCGUGGACGCAUGUGCAUUGAAGGAGGAUUUCAAGCAGCUCGCCUCAGGAGAUGACACGAAUGUGGGCGAAGCUGGAGUGAUGCUAAGUGGUGGCCAAAAGGCUCGGGUGGCUCUGGCCCGAGCUGUCUACCAAGACAAAGAUAUCUACGUAGUGGACGAUAUCUUUUCGGCGGUGGACGUACCCGUAGGAAGUCACAUCUAUCGGAAAUGUCUCAUGGGCUUGCUGAAAAACAAGACCAGAAUAUUGUGUACGCAUCAUCCCCGAUUCUUGGCCGGCGCUUCCAGGGCGAUUUUGAUGGAGAAUGGCGAGAUCACCGACGAAGGAUCACCUAAAGACAUUUUGACCAAGGUGGAUUUUGAUAAAGAGCACACUGCUGCUGGGAGCGAAAGACGCGAGCGAAAAGAAACCGAAAAAGAUGAUAACCCCGAAGCACACAAUGUUGCAGGAUCGGACCAAAUUGACGACGAGACUCAGAUCGUUGGUCAUGUAAAGCUGGCAAUUUACAAGAACUAUUGGAGAGCGGUUGGGAACUUCCUAUCAAUUACAAUCCUCCUCGCCAUGGCCUUGAUGCAAGCAUCCAGGAAUUCCACGGACAUUUGGCUGGCUCAAUGGGUCUCUGAAGAUUCAAACCAAAACGGAACCCAGAUUCCUCUGUGGGCGGACUCUGGAUUAUUUUCGCCCGUUCUUGAAGGCGCUUCCGACGAGACUUAUCACUUGGUAGUGUACGGCUCGAUCGCCGUGUUCAACACCUUUAUGAGUCUAGCUCGAGCCUUUCUCUUUGCUUAUGGAGGCAUUUGUGCCGCUAAGGCCGUCCAUGAGAAACUCCUCAACGUCAUCAUGCGUGCUCGCACGCAGUUUUUUGAUAGUACGCCCCUUGGUCGUAUCUUAAACCGAUUCUCGUCGGAUCUUUACACGGUCGACGACAGUCUGCCAUUCAUCCUGAAUAUCUUCUUGGAUCAAGUUUUCGGCGUGUUUGGACCCAUCCUAGUGUGUGCGUAUUCUGUGCCUUGGAUCAUGCUGAUCCUCGUGCCUCUGGCUUUCCUGUAUUACGACAUCCAAAAGAAUUAUCGACCCGCCUCCCGCGAUCUCAAGCGAAUGGGCUCCGUGUCCUUGUCACCGAUCUACGCGCACUUUUCCGAAACGCUGAGCGGUCUCCCCACCAUUCGAGCCAUGAAAGCAGUCAAACGGUUUAACACCGAGAACGAAGACAAGCUCGAGGCCAAUCAGAAGGCCCAAUACGCGGGCAUUGCAGCGGCUCAAUGGCUGGAAUUACGCUUGCAAAUGAUCGGUUGUGCGGUCGUGACCGGGAUCGCCCUGAUCGCCGUGGUCGAACAUCAUACCAAUAGCGUGAAUCCAGGCUAUGUGGGUCUGGCCAUAAGCUACGCUUUGGGAAUCACAGGCAAGCUCUCAGAUUUGGUGAAGAGCUUCACGGAAACGGAGAAGCAGCUCGUAGCCGUGGAAAGGUGCUACCAAUACAUUGAGGAGAUCGAAUCCGAGCCCAGGGAUGGCCAAAGUGCUUGCCCGCCUCAUUGGCCAGAUAAAGGUGUGCUCGAAUUUCGCAACGUGUCUAUGCGAUAUCGGGACAAUAUGCCUUGGGCACUUCAAGGGCUCCAUUUGAAAACUCACCCCCAUGAGAAAGUGGGCAUCGUAGGUCGAACGGGUUCAGGAAAGAGCUCCAUAUUCCAAAGUCUCUUCCGCAUGGUGAACAUUGCCAAUGGUGAGAUCUUCUUGGACAAUGUGAACAUCCACCACAUGAAUUUGUCGGACGUGCGUCGAAAUUUGGCCAUCAUUCCCCAAGAGCCGUUUCUCUUCAGUGGAACAGUGCGUGAGAAUCUGGACCCCCUGGGGCUGAGUUCUGAGCCUGAGUUGUGGGACAGCCUUCGGAAAUCGCAUUUGAUUACGGCGGUGGAACGGAUAGGCGGAUUGCACGGCCAGGUUGACGAGCGGGGGCGUUCCUUGUCCAUGGGACAACGCCAGCUGUUCUGCUUGGCUAGAGCCAUCCUCUCACCCUCCAAGUUAGUGUGCGUGGAUGAGGCCACGGCCAAUGUGGAUCUCGAGACGGACGCUUUAGUGCAAGACGUAUUACGAAGCUCACUCAAGGAUCGAACUGUGAUAUCCAUCGCCCACCGGAUCGAUUCCGUUCUGGGAACGGAUCGAGUGGUGGUCAUGGCCUCGGGUCAAGUCCUGGAGAGUGGGCCGCCCCAAUCGUUGUUACAAGACCCCAACUCUGCGUUUGCUCAACAUGUAUCGCAGAAUUAAUGAACUCCAAUGAUUAGCCCACUCUCUUCACUCUCUGUCCAUGACAAUCAAUGCAAACUGAAACCAAAUAUAAUUAAGCGUUCAUUAUG
Molecule: messenger RNA, 4610 nt
Organism: Tigriopus californicus
Lineage: Eukaryota; Metazoa; Arthropoda; Copepoda; Harpacticoida; Harpacticidae
Product: ATP-binding cassette sub-family C member 10-like
Biological process (GO): transmembrane transport
Cellular component (GO): membrane
Molecular function (GO): ABC-type transporter activity; ATP hydrolysis activity; ATP binding
Source: RefSeq, a predicted model, not a curated record